Molecule: messenger RNA, 1275 nt
Organism: Pseudozyma hubeiensis SY62
Lineage: Eukaryota; Fungi; Basidiomycota; Ustilaginomycetes; Ustilaginales; Ustilaginaceae
Product: chitin deacetylase
Exons: 1
Coding region: 1-1275 (424 amino acids)
Biological process (GO): carbohydrate metabolic process
Cellular component (GO): membrane
Molecular function (GO): chitin deacetylase activity
Source: RefSeq, a predicted model, not a curated record
AUGCUUCGUCUGCUUCUCCUCGCCACCUUGGCUGGCAGUGCGCUCGCAGGCGACUUUACAGUCAAGAUCCGACCCAGACAGGAAAGCUCAGUGGGAGCUUACCCUCCGCCGCUCGCCAUUCCCACCGCCGAUCAGACACCACAAGUGUGGCUUGACGCUCUCAAUGCCGCCAUCGCUGCUGGAAAAAUUCCGAAUAUCCCUGUCGCCCAGAAUCAAGAUGGAAACCCUGUGUAUCCAAACAACGAGGGCCAGGACCCAAACACCUGCUCGUGGACCGUCACCAAAUGUGUUUCCAAGACCGACAUUGUCAACGCUCCUCCCAACAACAUGGCAAUCGGCUUUGACGACGGUCCUACAGAGAACAGUGGCGACCUGUACGACUUCCUUAACCAGCACAAUCAGACGGCAACCCACUUCAUGAUUGGUUCCAACGUCCUUCUCAACUCCGGCCAGUUUGCUCAGGCGGUGAAAGAGGGCAAUCAGCACUUUGCCGUUCACACCUGGUCGCAUCAUCUAUGCACCACCUUGACGAAUCAACAGCUCGUUGCUGAACUGGGCUGGACCAUGCAGAUCAUCGCCGACAAGAGCGGCGGCUACAUUCCAAGCUUCUGGCGUCCGCCCCAGGGCGACAUUGACAACCGCGUACGUGCCAUCGCAGAAGAGAUCUUCGGCCUUACCAACGUGCUCUGGAAUCAUGACACGAACGAUUGGUGUCUCAAUGACCAAGGCGGAUCCGACUGCCCCGGUGAGGACCCCGGAGAGGACUACGCUUCCGUCGCCAGGGCAGCUUCACAAGGAAUCUAUGGACCAAGGGAUCAGGGUCUUAUUAUGCUCGAGCACGAGCUGACCCACGCCUCGAUUUCGGUGUUCAAGACCUACUACCCUAGCCUUGCCGGUCUGGGCUGGAUAACCCACAACAUUCCUGACCUCUUCGAUAUGCCAUGGUACAAGAACGCCUGGGAUGACUCCCUACCGCCUCAGAAUGGAACUGUCUUGCAGACGUUCCAGCUUGGCGCAAACCCCAACGACGACAGCAGUACGACUACGUCGAGCUCGGCGGUAGCAUCGAGCACUCCAGCUUCCUCCGGCACCGCCAGUGCUGCAACAACCACCUCGACUCAGAGCGAGGCAGGAAAGACUUCAUCUUCUCAGCAUGCGCCUACCACCGCUGUCAAGCAAGGUGUCACAACGAGCGGCGCGUCGAGCUUCGCUCCCGCCUCUCUAGGGGUCGCCGGAUUUGCUGCUGUGGCUGUCUUCGUGGCCACUCUGCUCUAA